Molecule: messenger RNA, 567 nt
Organism: Nicotiana tabacum (common tobacco)
Lineage: Eukaryota; Viridiplantae; Streptophyta; Magnoliopsida; Solanales; Solanaceae
Source: RefSeq, a predicted model, not a curated record
AUGAGGUCCAAUCCUAGCCAGAUGGACCCAAAUAUAUGGUGUGAAUACGAUGACAUUAAUGGUCACAGGACUAGGGACUACCGGCACCUCCGUGAAGAAGUGGCAACGCUGUUAAAAAAUGGUCACCUUAGAGAAUUCUUGAGCGAUCGAGCCAAAAAUAACUAUGGCCGGGACAAGGGCGACAUGCAAAACUCGAGAGCAGGAAAGGAACCUCCACGCCAAAUGAUCAACAUGAUCUUCGGAGGGAAUGAGAUUAAUGGGAUCACCUUCUCGGCCGCAAAGAAGAUAAAAGUAUCGACAACCCAUAGUAAGAGGCUCCACGAGGAUGAUAUCAUGUUCACUGAUGAAGACGCGUACGGAUUACAACUGCCGCACAAUGAUUCACUGGAAAUCUCCUUAAAUGUGUUAAAUUUCAAAAUUAAACAUGUUUUAGUGCACCCAGGAAGUUCUGCCAAUAUCAUACAAUGGAGAGUUCUAGAUCAAGAUAAACUCACCAGGAGCAUCGUACCUGCAACAAAGCUCCUUGAUGGGUUCAACCUCGCAAGCGUGACAACCCUAGGGGAAUAG